Centruroides sculpturatus (bark scorpion) is the source of this 1689-nucleotide messenger RNA. Its product is annotated as major facilitator superfamily domain-containing protein 1-like. Gene Ontology annotation, cellular component: lysosome. Gene Ontology annotation, molecular function: transmembrane transporter activity. The coding region runs from base 16 to 1131 and encodes 371 amino acids. NCBI's taxonomy places the organism in Eukaryota, Metazoa, Arthropoda, Arachnida, Scorpiones, Buthidae. The record is from RefSeq and is a predicted model, not a curated record. The transcript has 11 exons. Gene Ontology annotation, biological process: transmembrane transport.
CUUAAAAACAUUUUUAUGUCUUAUAGUAUAGGUGGAGAAUCGCUUGCCGUAGCUCAAAAUACGUACGCAGUCAGAUGGUUUAAAGAAAAAGAAUUAAAUAUGGUGUUUGGUUUGCAGUUGAGUUUUGCAAGAGUUGGAAGUUCUGUAAAUUUUUGGGUUAUGAGUCACAUUUACAAAUGGAUUAACAAUUAUUUUACUGGCUACACGUGUUUAGGGAUUGUUCUUUUUAUAGCUUCGAGCACUUGUUUGCUAUCACUCUUAUGUGCUUUAAUUUUGGGAUAUUUCGAUUGGAGGGCCGAGAAGAUCCUUGAAAAUUUAUCGAAUGAUACAGGAGAAGUAAUAAGAAUUAAAGAUGUGAAAGAUUUUCCUUUAACAUUUUGGCUGUUGAGUAUUAUCUGUAUAGCAUAUUAUGUGGCUAUAUUCCCCUUCAUUGCGUUAGCCACUGUUUUCUUUUCGAGGAAAUACAUGUUUACGCAGGAAGCUGCUAAUAGUCUAGAUAGCAUAGUGUAUAUAAUAUCGGCAGCUGCAUCGCCAGUGCUUGGAUUUAUCGUCGAUAAACUCGGAUAUAAUCUUUCUUGGGUUUUAGCGUCUGUUAUUAUAACACUAAGUUCACACAUGUUAUUAGCCUUUACAUUUUUAAAUCCAUGGGUAGCAAUGGUUAUAAUGGGCGUAGGAUACUCACUUUUGGCUUGUGCACUUUGGCCUAUGGUUGCUAUUGAAAUUCCGGAACAUCAGUUAGGUACUGCUUAUGGAAUAAUGCAAUCCAUUCAAAAUUUAGGACUUGCCGUGGCAUCACUAUGCGCUGGAUACAUUGUAGAUCAAAAAGGAUAUUUAUUUUUAGAAGUGUUUUUCCUUGAUUGUAUAUGUAAAUUUGUUUUUGCAGAUGGGCGUCUUAAUUUAUCGGUUGCAGAAAGAACAUUGAGAGAGGAAGAACAGUUAAAUGCCGAAGCCAUAGAUAGGGAGAGACUUCUGGCGUCGGGAUUGAUGUCUGACGUCACUCCUCACGAUCUUCUCUGGACGCAUUCGGACUUUUCUAUCCGAAACAGGUUUUUGAGUCGAAUCGGCGCAAAGCUUCCGUCUCAUUACGACAUCGGUCUCAGGGCUCUCAUUCACCGGACGGGACUCAAAUGAGACCGGGUUAGUAGAAGGCACGUGAGAGAAAUCGUGGGAAGAUGCGACUGCCGUCCCCGAAAUUUGCCCUCUUUCUAAUGAAAACGAUCAUUAAUGACGAUAUGGACAAAUUGGCCCGAAGACCCUGUUGAUCCGGAUGUCGGGCAGAAGAUCAUCUCUUCUUUCAACCCGGGUUAAAUUCUUUGUUGAAUCGUGAUCAAAACCAAGGCGUGUUGAUGGAAAACGCCAAAUGUGGUUUUUAAAUUUUAAUAAAUUUAUACCAAAAUAACUUCUCAGUAUUUGUGUUGUCCUGGUACUAUCAAAUAGUAAUGAUCGUUACUGACAAUACAGAAAUUAAAUGGUGCGUUCAAUAGAAAACCAGAGAAGCACGAUUAACAGUUGGAAAGAUGAGUAAAGUCAGAGGCAAUAGUAAUUGCGACUGACAACACUGUUGACGUGCAAGAAGACUACAGACCGAUAAAAUGGUGCUGCCUCCAGCAGUGCACAAAGCAAGAGCAGUGUAGUUUCUGAUUUUUGACAAAAACCACUUGAAAUGGGCAUGUGUAGAUACAUUAAAAA